CCGCCCGGGGCGGCGGCGAACGGCGGAGGGAGGGCAAGGGAAAAGCUCGGUGCGGACCGGGGCCCCCCGCGGGCCCGGCGGCGGCCCCUCCUCCCGCCGCUCCGCGCGUCCCUCCCCGCGGGUUUGUGGCGCUGUGCCGGGGGAGGAUGAACGGAGGAUAAAUGGUGCCCAAGGCGGACAGCGGCACCUUCCUCCUCCUCUUCCUCCUGGUGCUGAGCAUCACCGAGCCGCUGCGGCCAGAGCUCCGCUGCACCCCAGGGCAGUUUGCUUGUCGGAGUGGAACCAUUCAGUGCAUCCCUUCAAACUGGCAGUGUGAUGGAUGGCCCACCUGCGAGGACGAGAGCGAUGAAGUUGACUGUCCGGGCUUGACAGGGGACCAGCGAACUUACCAUGGGAAGGAGAAUGUGGACUCCAGGCACAAUCGGGGGAGAGGAGGAGAGACCACCCGCUUCCACACCGUCAACGUGGCACAGCCUGUCCGCUUUAGCAGUUUCCUAGGAAAGUGCCCAACAGGAUGGCACCACUAUGAGGGCACAGCCAGCUGUUACAAGGUGUAUUUAAAUGGGGAGAACUACUGGGACGCUGUGCAGACAUGUCAGCGGGUGAACGGAUCCCUCGCCACCUUCACUGCAGACCAGGAGCUGAGGUUCAUCCUGGCACAGGAGUGGGACUUGGAAGAAAAAACAUUUGUAAGGAAGGACCAGCGUAGGUUCUGGGUGGGAUAUCAGUAUGUGAUCACCAAUCGAAAUCACUCUCUGGAAGGUCACUGGGAAGUAGCUUAUAAAGGCUCUUCAGAAGUGUUUUUACCCCCUGACCCUAUCUUUGGUACGGCUAUGUCUGAAAAGGAAAACGUUCUUUGUGCUCAGCUCCAGUGUUUCCAUUUUCCUACCCUCCGGCACCAUGGUUUACACAGCUGGUAUGCUGAAAACUGCUAUGAGAAAUCUUCAUUCCUCUGCAAAAGGAGCCAGACUUGUGUUGAUAUCAAAGACAACAUUGUUGAUGAAGGCUACUAUUUCACUCCCAAAGGGAAUGAUCCCUGUUUGAGCUGCACGUGUCACAACGGUGAACCUGAGAUGUGUGUGGCUGCUCUGUGUGAGCGGCCCCAGGGCUGUCAGCAUUAUCGAAAGGACCCCAAGGAGUGCUGCAAAUUUACCUGCUUAGACCCAGAUGGCAACAGCCUGUUUGACUCAAUGGCCGGUGGAAUGCGGCUGAUCGUGAGCUGCAUCUCCUCCUUCCUCAUCCUCUCUCUGCUGCUCUUCAUGGUCCAUCGGCUGCGCCAGAGGCGGAGAGAGCGCAUAGAGUCUUUGAUUGGAGCAAAUUUGCACCAUUUCAACUUGGGCCGCAGGAUGCCUGGAUUUGAUUAUGGUCCCGAUGGUUUUGGAACUGGCCUUACUCCACUGCAUCUUUCAGACGAUGGGGAAGGUGGAGCAUUUCAUUUUCACGAUCCCCCUCCACCCUAUACUGCUUACAAGUACCCAGAUAUUCAACAUCCUGAUGACCCACCUCCUCCUUACGAGGCUUCUGUCAAUCCAGACAGCAUCCUCUGUUCCACUCCAGAUGGAGUUCUUUCUCAGGCUGUGCAAAGCAGUCCUCCAUCACUAGGAAACUGUGAUGUAUCCCCACAGCUUACAGAGGGAUCGCUUCCUCCCUCAGUUGGUCCCUCUCCAGUGGAGCUGGAAGACUCUGCUGACAGCAGCACCUUUCUUGUCCCUCCUGACACACCCAUAAAUGAAAACACCCCAGCAGAAACUUUGACAGGCAGCCAUCACAGUCACUGUUCCCUCAACACCAUUGUAUAGAGGAGUGAAACGCCCAGCACCGCUCAGAGUUCUAGCAGCUGUUUGCACAGACAAACACUAAUCCGUGGCUUGAACUUCAGAAGGAAUCUCCACUUUGUUUUUCAAACACUGCUUUUAUGUUCUAGAUUAGGAUCGUGCCUCUCGUUUUUUGGCUGUCGUUAUUCAUUCACUAAUCAAUUUGUCCUGUAAAUAUGGAUUGUACAACUGCUCUUUUUUUCCAUUGGCUAUGGAAAGGAGAGCAGAGAAUUCCUUUGACUUCUGAGGAGGUGAGAAGUAUGGGUAGUUUGGGUUGGUUUUUUUUUUCCUUGACCUGAGAGGAAUCAAAAUCUACACCAGAAAAAAAGCUGCUUGGAUUUGGCUGGAUACCACUGGACCCAGGAAACAGACAACGGAAAAGAAGGGUGGGGCAAUCCUUGUUCAAGCAGAGAAGAUGGAGCUGCAGGGGAGGGGGGCUUGGGGGCCUGUUUUAUGGAGUGGGACACGUCCAUCAAGAGUUACACUGUGUAAAACACUUGGGGUUUUGAUCUGCCUUGAUCAGAGCACCAGAGGAACUGGAAUGUGUACACAAAUGUGUGGCAAGUGGGUACUGAGAAAAUCAGGAUUUGUAAUUAGUUAUUUGUUGUCGGUAACUGCAAAACCUCAUAUUGUUGGAUAAACUUCUGGCCCAUGAAGAAAACUGGGUCUGUGUGAUGUCCCUUUGGUAGAACCCUCACAUAUGUUAGGAAGUACUUUAGUGAAGAGAUGAGGAGCUUUGUUGCAGCCUGAGUUCACUGUAUGAAGCCCCUGUUUGUUCCAAUCCCAUAAGGAAGAUUGAAGUAUUUUCUUUCUAGUUCAACUUCUUUACAGUGAAUGGUUGCACAAAACUGGCCUGGAUAAAAGACCACUGUUCUUGCUUUACUUAUUGCAUGCUAUAUUUAGCAUGUGUGUUCCCUCCCCUUCAUUUCACUUCCUUACAGUUCUACAAAUACCACUUAAAAAUGGUGAUCAACAUGUACUGUAGGUGAUGUUUGAUUCUAAUUGGACACCUGUUCCUUAUCUCAGUCCCAUAAAUAGCCAACCCUGUUCUAGAGAUUUCCCCCGUGCCCCCCAAACCAUUUAUCCAGGUCCCACAAGGGGUUAUAAUGAGGUUAGUGUAUUAAAUCAAUAAAGCAGUUUGCUGCAGUCUGAUAUGUCAUCUUAAAUUUCCCCCUCGUAUUGAACUCUUUAAGCUAAGUUAAUUUACAGAUGGCAAAGAUUCAUUCAAUCCCUCAUGAAACCCAAAGUCAAACACUGUUGGUUUUGAUAAUGAGUACAAAAUAAUCUUUACAGGCAAUUUUAAAUUUAAGUUUCAGUGUACAAAUAAUUUACCCUUUUCUCCCAUCCUCCCAUUGCCUCUGCUUCUCCUUGACUUACUGUAACAGUCAGCAGAUGAGAUGAAUUUUAAGGAAUUUGUAAAGAAUGCCUCUUGUGAGUGGUCUCCUGUUACCUUAUGAAGGGUACAAGCCUAGAGGGACAGGAAGAAAACACUGCAUGGGGGUGUGUAUGUGAUCUAUUUUUCUAGUAACGAUGAGAAAUCAUACUUGUAUGACAAAUCCUAACCCACUGUUGUGCUUUCCCAGUGCAGCUGACUCUUUCCCCAUGGAAUAUGCUGCUACUUUCUAUUCCCUGUCUUGCCUAUAGGGUUAUACUGUACUUGGGGAUUGGUCUUGACAAUUCAACUCAUUUUGCACAGGAAACUGUGAGUUUUGUUAUUGAGGUCGUAUCUGGUGUCUCGACAUGCAGACACUUGCAAACAGCCCUGACUCCAUCGGAGAGCGUGAAUCACAGUUCUGGGGAGCGCUGCUGGCACACGAGUGGGAGGAAGCACUGGUAGGAAGCCUCUCCUGGAGCCAUUCCACCACCCCAUCCUGCUCUCUGCUGUGCCUGGCUCCAGCAGCAGUGGUAUGAAACGAGAGGAGCAGUUCUCCAUCCUGUGGCAUCUCUGACCGACUCCUCCUCCGAGUUCCAAGUCCUGGUCUAAUGAAGUGGAUGGAUAGCAGUAGUCAGAACCAUGCAUACAAAUUAUUGAGCAUUUCUGAAGUAUGAAAAUAAAGCGGGUUUUGUGCGUUUUUGAGCACAUUCAUACGUUUUAUACAUUGUAUGUACUGAUUUUUCUUUAGUUUUAUAGGUACGAAUGCGUGUGUGCGUGUGUGUGUUUCUGGGUGGUGAUAUAUAUAUACACACACAUAUAUAUAUCUCUAUACAUACUGUAGGCAGUAACCUUUGUGCUGCAUCCAGCUAGGUGAAGCUAAGCACUGAGAUAGAAAUUAGACUCUAGGGUUAAUACUUCUCUCGAGCUGGCUACACUCUUGUAGCACAGGCUGUGAUAGUGUACACUUAAAUAGGAUGCAAAGUCUAUGCUACUACAAUCUGUUCCUGAAAAAUACUUUGUUAGCAGCGCAAAAUAGAAAGUUUCCAAUUUCUUUUGAAGCCAGAUGGAAUAUUUGUUCUUUGUAGUAUCUUAACGCAAUAACAAAAAGCCUUUUGGGCUUGGUUCAGUCUCUGAAGCUGUAUUUUGUGGCUGAGGUGAACAGAUACCUUACCUCACACUUCUCCUAAUACUGCGGGAAUCUGUUCAAUAUUUUUGUAUUUUACUUUUGGUUCUGUGGUGAAUUUUAUUUGCAAAUAAGCUCUGUUACAACUGGCAACUUCAUUGUGGCUCCUGGUUGUAGCUAUUCCAAAUGGAGGCUUCUUUAUAGAAGCCUCAGUGUGAUAUUUUCCCCAUUGCUUCUGAGCCUUUCCCACUUGUAUAUUGGCAGGAGGCUGCUAUUUUCUCUGUUUUCCCCUAUCCUUCUUCAUCUUAACUGUAAACAAGGGAAAUUCUGCCUUGAAUGGAGCAGCUCACUAAGUACAGCUCAUUUACCUCUUGGUGAGCUUUUAAUUUGGCAAUAAAAUUGUCAUUUCCCCCCCCCCCCUUUUUAAUGUAGCUUUUUCACAUUGAGUACUUUCUCUUGAAGUAAGAGCCUUUGUAGCAGAAAAUGUCCCAGCUACUCAGACUGCUGGACCAACUGGGGAAGAGUUAGGUUUUCUUGACAACGGUGGAGUCCUCAGCAAACCUUCCUUGCCCUUGGCCAGGUGACUGGUGGGCAGUUUGUCCUGAGUGCCGGUGACAGAGGGUUGGUGCUUGCCCAAGGAAAACCUCUCUGGUUUGAUUGCCAUUAGAUUGAUGAGAUCUUUGGAGUUACUUUCUGCAUUGAUUUUUUUCCUCACUGCCAUUCACAUUUCUGGAUGUUUUUCUUAACAACUGGUGCAUUCUAAACAUCCCUGCAGCCCCAGCAGGGAGAUGGCAUUGCCACAUGGUUUCCAGCAGCCCAGGCUGUAUUUUUCUUGGGAUGCCCUUGACCGCAGUCAUUGCAAAGUCCCAGCGCUCGGUUCCGUGCCGGGCUGGUCUUGUCCCACUGUGGCCUCGGACAAAGCUGCUCCUCAGCCUCCCUGUACUGUGGUGCCAUAUCGAGGUCUCUGCUGUUCCCUGAGAGCAGCCCCAGACACUCUGGUUUGUCAGUGAUGCCCAUCCACAGUCUCACAGCAGCCUCUGGCUCUGUACUGGGUGAGUUUGAAGUGUUACAGGGGCGGUGGGUUCUGUUGUGCAGGAUCAACACCAUCAUUCACGUGUGCAAGGAGCUUGUCUCUGUCAUGUUCAGUCCUGUUUAGUUUGAGCUUCAGACUCUUCCUGUAGCUGUGCACAGCAGGACACUGAUCUAGAUGAAAAAUGAAGUAGCUGGACAUUUUUUUUCUGAAAGCUGAAUCUUUGAGUCGGUGGCUGCUCUGCCUCCACAUGUGUCGUGGGGUGCUGGUCUGUUUGAGUACUUGGGAAGAAAAUGUUUUUUAUGACCAGUAAUUAUUACCAUUCUUUCCCAUCUCAUGUUAAAUAAAUUUGAACCUGGUACUUAAAGAUGGUUUUAUCUUUCAGAUGUGACUUCUCAGUGGCAAAACACUGAUGUUUUAAUGUUGCCUCGUACAAUCCAUAAUGUGCGUCUCCUUUUUUCAGUUGCUGAAACGUCUUUUUUCUCCCUAGCUAAGGAACAUGUAAUAAGCAGAAAUUUCUUUUAAAUUUCCCUUGCAAGCUGGGAGCUGGACUGUAAAAUUAGAGUAGUUGAGUGUAGAGGAGGUGAAUCAAAGUUCAUGUUUGUUUCUCAUGUUCCCCAGUCCCAAGUGAAAUAGGUGUUUCCUUGGAAUAGAUGCUUUCAGUGAUGAAGAUGCUCUUCCCCCUAACAAGAGUCAGCAUUGCCUGCCUGCUACGGUACCACAUAGCUUUAAUUUUCUAGUAUGUGCCCCUCGAGUGUUGAGUGGGUCAGGGUUGAUGGCAGCAGAGGUGGCUGUGCUGCACCAUCCCUGUGUUGGGCUGAGGGCGCCUGGGAGGCUGUGAGAGAAUGAGACACUGCUUUUUACCUUCCUCUGGAAAAUAAUUUUAGCCAGCGCUGCACUUGCAGGCUUCUCCUGUGUAGUUGGUUUGUGACUGGACUUAACUGUGGCAGUGUAUAAAAGAUUUUGAUAUUCUGUGAAAUACCAUGUAGAAUUUAAAUUUGAUACUAUAAUAAUUGAGUCCCUGUGACACUGGUUUUUGUUUUAACUUCUUUGGGGUUGGCACUAAUCUCUUUUUUUUUUUUUUUCUUUUUCAAGAUGCUGUGAGAAACAUUUCAUCUAAAUGCCAAAUAAAUUGUGUUCUGUAAGAGAAA
Parus major (Great Tit) is the source of this 6493-nucleotide messenger RNA. It is a transcript of the gene DGCR2, whose product is annotated as DiGeorge syndrome critical region gene 2. The record is from RefSeq and is a predicted model, not a curated record. Gene Ontology annotation, cellular component: membrane. The coding region runs from base 162 to 1799 and encodes 545 amino acids. Lineage: Eukaryota; Metazoa; Chordata; Aves; Passeriformes; Paridae. The transcript has 10 exons. Gene Ontology annotation, molecular function: protein binding.